This is a messenger RNA of Seriola aureovittata, 1293 nucleotides long. It is a transcript of the gene ndufaf5, whose product is annotated as NADH:ubiquinone oxidoreductase complex assembly factor 5. Bases 103 to 1188 code for a protein of 361 amino acids. The record is from RefSeq and is a predicted model, not a curated record. Gene Ontology annotation, biological process: mitochondrial respiratory chain complex I assembly. The transcript has 11 exons. Gene Ontology annotation, molecular function: S-adenosylmethionine-dependent methyltransferase activity. NCBI's taxonomy places the organism in Eukaryota, Metazoa, Chordata, Actinopteri, Carangiformes, Carangidae. Gene Ontology annotation, cellular component: mitochondrion.
CUUCCUGAGGUCAUUCACUGUGGAGGACAGGAAGAAGUCACCUCGGAUGUUGUUCAGUGCUGUGAUUGUCUGUAGUUGUGACCCGGAGCUCCGAACAGCACCAUGAGCAGCAGAGUGUGUGGGAGAGUCCUGCAGAGGCUGCACACACCCGGAUCCGCUCCUGCUGCGGCCCCCUCGGGCAGCUGGAGCCGGAUCUCGUCCCCCUCCUGCAGACUCCGGGCUGGCCCGAGGUCUGAGCCCCCCAGCAGAGGACUGGCAGUGACGGGCAGGGGCCCCAUGAAUGUGUUCAACAGGGAGAUGAAGAAGAGGCAGAAGAACUGGGCCGCGACGCUGCAGGACGGUCACCAGUACGACUACCUGAGGGACGAGGUUGGCAGUCGAGUGGCUGAUCGGGUCUAUGACAUUGCGAGGACGUUUCCCCUGGCGUUGGACAUCGGCGGUGGAAAAAGUCACAUUGCAGAGCAUUUAAACAAAGACGUCGUGGAGCGUCUGUUCCUCACCGACGUCUCAGAGAAGACUCUGAAGCAGAGCAGACGGACGGAGAUCCCCACCACCUGCGUCCUGGCUGAUGAGGAGUUUCUGCCGUUUAAAGAAAACACCUUCGACCUGGUGGUGAGCAGCCUGAGCCUGCACUGGAUCAACGACCUGCCAGGUGCUCUCAAACAGAUCCACCAGGUGCUGAAGCCGGACGGGGUCUUCAUCGGGGCGAUGGUGGGCGGGGAGACGCUCUACGAGCUCAGGUGUUCCCUCCAGCUCGCCGAGACUGAGAGGGAGGGGGGCUUCUCCCCCCACGUCUCCCCCUACACCGCCGUCACCGACCUGGGCAACCUGCUGGGCCAGGCGGGCUUCAACAUGCUCACUGUGGAUAUUGAUGAAGUUCAGGUUCAAUAUCCAGGAAUCAUCGAGGUCAUGACUGACUUACAAGGAAUGGGCGAGAGCAACUGUGCGUGGAACAGGAGGUCGCUGCUGCACAGAGACAGCGUGUUGGCAGCAGCAGCCAUUUAUAAAGAGAUGUAUGGUGACGAGGACGGCUCCGUUCCCGCCACCUUCGAGAUCCUCUACAUGAUUGGCUGGAAGCCUCACGAGUCACAGUCCAGACCCGCGAAGCGAGGCUCGGCCACGGCAUCUUUCGGGGAUCUGUCAAAGAUCAGUCAGCCGACCGGCGCAGACAAGUCACAGCGCCGCUGACACGUCCACACACUGUAAAUAAGAGACUGUAUUUAAACAACUGUGUUUUGGAGGCAGGUUCAAUGUAAUAUUCUCUGAAAUAAAGCUGAGCAGUGAAAACCACAA